Messenger RNA from Ectocarpus sp. CCAP 1310/34, 3401 nucleotides. Lineage: Eukaryota; Phaeophyceae; Ectocarpales; Ectocarpaceae. The record is from the annotation of a GenBank genome assembly.
CGAGAGAGCGAGAGAGAGAGCGAGAGAGCGGGGUUAGCGAGGAAUACAAGCGAUCGGAGCCCGCGGUGUGAAGAGGGAAGAGUUUACGCCUUGAGAGAGUGGUAGACGCCGCGGGGAUAGGGACGUUUGCUUGGAGGAGGAACGCGCGGCGCCAUGACUAUCGCUCAGAAGCCGGGUAACUUGGUGCUGAAGGCCCUGGCAGCGCUGGUCCCGUUGAUGGUACUUAUUGGCGUGUCGACAAGUGGGAACGGGAUGAACGGCGCAACUACGAAGGCCGUUGAUGGGGCGGGGCGCCGAUUGCAGACAGCCACGUACGACUUCGCCACACAGCUUGAGAUGACGAUUUGCCUCUCGGAGGAACACAACUCCGACUCGGCUACGUCAACCGCUGAUCAGUUGAAGGUAGCUGUGAUGGAGAUAUUUGGGAUUGAGAGCGCUGACGAUGUGAUGGUAGACGACUCGUUGACUAGAUGCACGGUGGACAACUGGCAACGGAGGGUGUCGAUCUACAACAGGGCGGAUGAGACGGGCUCAGCGGCGGACAUUGCUUCGGCACAGGUGGACCAAAUCUACCCUGGAGAGUUGACGACAGCGUUCUUGGAAGACAUUGCGACGUCCAUCAAGGCUCAGGAUGCAGAGCUUGAAUUCCCUGGGACCGACUUGGAUUUGUUGAGCCUGGGGUUCUUGGUGAUCUGGCUUGAUUCGAACGGGGACGUCGUGGACAACCAGGGCACGACUACGAGCAAGGACGUGGUCAACAUUGGGGGAACAGACGUCUGGUGGCCAUGGUGGGCGUGGUUGAUCUACGCUGCGGUGGUGCUGUGCUGCAUCUGCCCAAUGCUCUUCUUCUUCUUCAAAUGGCGCCGGGACAAAGAGGCCGAACUGGAUAGCUACGGCGGUGGAUCAGGUAAAGACAUGGGGGCACCGGCUCCCCCUUCGGCAACAUCUUCCAACCCCUAUGGCGGGAACUACUCCGCGGAGGAGCACAAGAGCGGCAAGUGAUGUUGAGGAGCUGCGGCCAAACGGGACGCUUCACAUGGAGGGGUGGGGGGUUCUUUUUAUGUCUUGAGCUAUCUGUCUCUUUUGGGAGGGUAAAAAGUAUCUUGCAGAACAAGAGUCUUUUCUGACGGAUUAAGUAAGACAGUUGAUUGCUUUUUUUUGCGCGCGGCGAUUUUGGCUGUUGGGCGUAUUUUUUCCCUGUCCUGUCGGUGAGUUAUCGUACGAUCGCCUACGAGCAGCAAAGUGAGAUAGGUUUCGCCGAAGGUGUUUCGUUUUUUGUCGUGACUGGUGUGCUGCGCAGCAGGGCAGUGCGCCCGGCGCUCCCCUUGGGCCAAACCACCUGAAUGCGAGAGGCCUCGCGGAUCUUGAGCCGCGUUGGCGGAUAGGUUUAAGAUCGGGGGAUCUGUGUCUACUUAAGUCUUUUUGCCGGUCAUGAAUGGUACCAAUUUGGUGUAGCUUCGCUUCCGGACGUUCACGUUUUCGGCUUGGAAUUUCGUCACGGGGGGUUACGAAGGUUCAGAGGCAUAGGCUCCCGGUUUGUUUGCUUACUUGUAUUUUCUAUGGUCGUGGUUGCCCGACUUUCAGGGAGAUGUGCGUGUUCAGUUGCGCUCGUGUGACCGUUUGCGUCGAUUCCGGCGGCCUCAGCUUGGGCUUCAAUUCGUAGUUAUAUGUGCCACAGAGUGGGAACUCUUGUACUUCGUACAUGCUGUUGAGGUCGAUUUUGUUGUUAUUGGCUGGUCGAUCGGUCCAGAUUCCUUUCUCUUUUGUGGUGUUUCUUGUUGGUGUGGACACUGCGAGAGUUGGUUUGGUUGUGUGGCAUAUUCGUCUCGGAAUGGGUGGGUAAAGAGGGGUACUUGUUCGACGUCAUCGUGCUGGACUUGCUUCAAAGAUGUGCUGCUGCAGGUUCGUGUCAAUGGGCUGCUGCACGACGAGGGCGGACGGCGCGAGAGAAUAUCCGUGUAUCGUAUAUUAUCGAGUACCAUACGCUGUUGUGUUAUUUCUGUGCAGGAGAGUGUCUCUGGUUCGGUAGAAUGAAGGAGACCUGUCGUUUGUGGGGUGACGUUAUAUUCGUGUUGUGAACUACAGACAGUCUAUAUAGCAAGCAGGAUUAAUAAAUUUCGACAUGGUCAGUCUGGGACAAUUUGUCCAUUUUUUAUUUUUCGCGAUAUCUGAUGAAAGAAGUCGAUUCAGGAGGAAUACAAGCCAUCUUGGUGAUCCCCAAAACAAGGCGAGAAACAUAUAUAUAAAAAAGGGAAAACGACACAACAGGGUAUAUACCCUGGUCGAAAAGCGACACAACUGGGUACACAGUCAUUAACAGCAGAAAAUGCGCUUUUUUGAAUGGUCACCGCCCAAUUUCACCCCGGUGCGUCGCUUUUCGACCAGGGUAUACCCUGCCGUGACCACUUUUCUCAAAAACUGUACCCUGUUUUCGAAAAUGUACCCUGACUUGUCGGGAAAUCAGACCCUUUCAUCAAUCAUUUCCCCCGCAGGAAUCUUCCCAACUCCUUUCCCCUCCAACCAUGAGAUACUACAGUUGUACCAAACGGCGACUCUUCCCGCCCAAUAACAACCAUGGCAACGGGGCAGGAAUCAGUUUCCGCCCCUGCGAAACAACACCAACGAUCAACUCUUCCGCUCUAAAUCAACAAUGGCAGCCGGGCAAUACCCCAGCACAACUCUGUUCCGUUUGGAAACAUGUACACACGUACGAUACCCCGUGAACGACUGCUUGCUGCAGUGUAUAUGCGAGAUGCACGGGUCACGCUAUGAAAGCGAGACCGAUCCUGCAUGGUUGACAUGCAUAUAUAUGCACAUAUUUGCCAAUGUGUCGCGCUGCGCUGAGGGUGGGUCCUACGUAAUUUUUUUGGACUCGAAUGUUUGGGGUGUCGGCGCGUGUACUAUGUUAUCACGCUCGCGGGCUCUUGUCGAGAGCGUGUUGCACAAAGGAGUGACUCAAGUUCCUUGAUUAACUAUUAACGAGUGAGAGACAUGGGCAGGCAAGCAGAGCCUACACGUCAAGUCCAUCACACCCAUCAUGUACAAUAUCUAUCUGCGUAACCCCCGGAGAUCUCGGAGAUUCGUAUCCUGCCGAGUACACACACAAACAGCCCCCCUACUCGGUACGAGACACGAUUACGAGAUCCUCCGUACAUACAUCGCCAAGUAAAACGGCAACAAUUCAAAAACCAUUCACCUUUUGUAUCCACAAAUCAUCUCAACUCCCGGAUCUAUCGAAUACUCAAAUUUCAGGUUACUCCUCCUUCUUAUGACUAUGGAACUUCACUAAAAGUCUUAACAAGCACCCCUCUCGAGAAAACGUCGUCACCACAUUCUCAAGCAGUCAAAAACAAAGAAUUAUACUUGGAAAAAUACUCAGCAAAGAUCAACAUUACAUCAGA